Miscanthus lutarioriparius is the source of this 732-nucleotide messenger RNA. Lineage: Eukaryota; Viridiplantae; Streptophyta; Magnoliopsida; Poales; Poaceae. The record is from the annotation of a GenBank genome assembly.
AUGGGCCUGGGCCACGAGCCCAACAACUCACUCCCCCUCGCCUCGGGCCGCGGCGCCCAACGGUCAACGGCACGAUGCGGCACCUCCUCCUCCACUCUCGCCGCCGCCUCCGCCGCGGCGGCGGCAUCCCCACCGGCCACCGCCACCACCUUCCCCUACUCCGCCCCCUCCCAGGUCUCCUCCGACGCCGACCUCCGCAAGUGCGCAGGCUACGCGCUGCUGCUCCUCGGCUGCGGCGCCGCGACCAAAUACUCCUUUCCGUUCCCCGCCGACGCGAUGCACAGGGCGUCCCGUUCCGGUACGCGCCGCCGCCGGAGUACGUGCACGGUGUAUCCAACUGGAGGUCUGGAGCGGCACCACGAGGUCCAUGCCUGCGUCCUCCUCCAGUCAGACCUCGAGGGCGCGCUCAAGGGACAUGGACUCAGGCUGCAGAACUUUGCGUCCAUUCGGGAGCAGCAGGUCGGAGGAUUGAUUCAGGUUGGUGCGCAUGGCACUGGUGCAAUCUUGCCUCCGGCUGAUGAGCAAGUCAUUAGCAUGAAACGGGUUAGCCCUGCCAAAGGGACAAUAGAGUUAUCAAGGGAGAAGGAUCCUGAUUUGUUUUGUCUUGCUUGCUGCGGACUUGGUGGCCUAGGUGUCAUCGCAGAAGUUACUCUUCAAAGUGUAGAAAGACAAAGACCUCAGCUUGUGGAACAUAUAUUUAUUUCAAAUGCAGAUGAGGAAGUGGCUCUCUGA